This is a messenger RNA of Eremothecium cymbalariae DBVPG#7215, 288 nucleotides long. RefSeq names its product Sm-like protein LSM2 (gene LSM2). The record is from RefSeq and is a predicted model, not a curated record. Gene Ontology annotation, molecular function: RNA binding. The transcript has 2 exons. Lineage: Eukaryota; Fungi; Ascomycota; Saccharomycetes; Saccharomycetales; Saccharomycetaceae. Gene Ontology annotation, biological process: mRNA splicing, via spliceosome. The coding region runs from base 1 to 288 and encodes 95 amino acids. Gene Ontology annotation, cellular component: precatalytic spliceosome; U4/U6 x U5 tri-snRNP complex; catalytic step 2 spliceosome.
AUGCUAUUCUUCUCCUUCCUCAAAACCUUAGUUGAUCAAGAGGUUACAGUAGAACUCAAAAAUGACAUUGAAUUGAAAGGCACUCUGAAGUCUGUUGAUCAGUUCCUAAACCUCAAACUGGAUAACAUAUCUUGUAAUAACAAUGCAAAGUAUCCCCAUCUCUCCAGUGUACGCAACAUAUUCAUUAGAGGUUCUACCGUGCGGUAUGUGUACUUGAACAAAAGCAUAGUGGACACAAAUCUAUUGCAGGAUGCAGCGAGAAGAGAAGCCGUGAGUGAAAAGAAAUAG